Falco peregrinus (peregrine falcon) is the source of this 7873-nucleotide messenger RNA. RefSeq names its product serine/threonine kinase 40 (gene STK40). The record is from RefSeq and is a predicted model, not a curated record. Lineage: Eukaryota; Metazoa; Chordata; Aves; Falconiformes; Falconidae. Gene Ontology annotation, molecular function: protein kinase activity; ATP binding. Bases 4313 to 5620 code for a protein of 435 amino acids. Gene Ontology annotation, biological process: protein phosphorylation. The transcript has 12 exons.
ACGGUGUGCGCCUUGCUCGUGCCUGGGAGCUCUUGCUAGACCACAGGAGAGACUAUGUCCAUUGUAAUUUUCUAUGUGAAAUGCUCUUUUUUUUUCCUUUUUUUUUUGUUUGUUAAUUGGGUACAUAGUUGUGAACUUACAGUGUCUGUCAAUGUGCUUUCAUGCCACACACAACAGUAACAUUACCAUGGCAGUAUAUGUAGAAAAUGUGUUUCUUUCUGUCUAGUUAAGGCUAGAUAAGUAGGUUAUCAUUAAAAACAGCAGCCACACCUCACUGUAAAGAAAGUGUCAGCAUGUGUGCAAGUCAUGUGAUAAUCUUUGUGCGCGUGAGGAAAGUCCUGCUGUAGUGGAUUUACGGAAUGUUAAGUGUACAUAGUAACAUAAGCUAUAAACAAAAAAUAAAACCUUGUAAUACAAUACACGUCUCACCUGAUGGUGACUUGAAAGGUAAUAACUGCCAGACUUCACAGGAGCAGCCCAAGGUCAGGAACUUGUGUGCUGGGAGAGCAAUGGAGUCUCGGGUGCUGUCAGAGUGCUACAGUUGGAUUUCCAGGCUCUUCUCUGCUGUACUCGGCUGUAGGUGCCCCUGCCAUGAUGAUGUUGGGCUGGAGCAUGGAUUUUUCCUGGUGGAUGUGGCAUGUGCUUAAGUGUGAAAGGGUUAAACCGAAGUUAGUGUUUAUGUAACCAAACAGGGAACUCCCAGAGAUGAGUCUUUGGCUAUCUCAUGUGUUGAUGCAUCAGAAGGGUUUAAAGAAAGCCCAGCUUGUUGCUUGCACUGUAAUUACGUUGCUGGAAUUCUGUGCUUCAGAGUUUCCCCAGCUGCCGGGGGCGGGGGGCCAGGAAGGAAUUUGCUUUCCCUGAUGUGUGACUUGGCCUGUGGAAGCCUUUUUUGUCCCUGAGAAGUUGGAGAUUGGCGACAGUAGAUGUGAGAUGUAGGCAAGGUGUACUGGGGUCCCUUUUUGCACUAUGGCCUCCCAAGUGCUUGCCAUGCCUUGCUCACAUACCUGGGAUUAAACUAAUCAGCAGGUUGGUCUGAGGAAGGUGUUUUUCUAGUGGGUUGGUUCGGCAGGGGCUGCCGGAGGUGUUCGGGUCUCCCAAAGUGUGGCUUGCUUGGCAAGUUCAUACUUCACCAGGUACCUCGGCCCCUUGUGCUGUGCUGGCGCCUCGGGAUUCUUCCUUCUCCUUUGGUCAGAGAAACUCUGUGUCUGGUUUUGAGGGAAAUUCUCACUUAGGGAAGAAGACUGAAUGAGUCUCCGCACGUUUCCAAGAAAUCUCUGAGUCAGGGCUCCUCUGUUUCUGGAGAAGGCUUCCCUUCCCGGAAGGGCUCACACAGUGGUACAUGGGUUGCACCGGUGGCUCUGAGUCAUCUGAUGGGCUGCUUUUUUUUUUUUUUUUUUUUUUAAAUAUUGUUGUUAUUACUUCUCUUACAGAGUGGUUCAACUUCCAAAGCCUUUGGUAAAGUUAAUGUUCCUGUGUAGUGAAUCUACUACAGUGCUUUGUAGAGAGAGGGGAGCCCACCCCAGCUGCGUUGUGCCUGGCUGCAGCAGCUCCUCCUUCCCACACGCCUGCUUUGCUUGGGAUCUGCCUGGCAAACAUUCCCUGUAAUGCCCCAGCCAGUGGCUCCUCCUCAGGCCUGGCUGAUCCGAACUCCGCCUGUUCUCAGGGAAGCUUUUCCAAUGGGUAUGGAGCCUCUGUCCCUGGGAGCGCUGAUGACUCUGCUCUGAGCUGUCCCUGGCCGGGUUUGCCCAGGGAAGGUGUGUGGCAAUGCUCUGGGAUUACCGCUUCUCGCAGCGAUACCGACCUGCUUGUUCCUGUGCGGGGAAGUCAGGCCAUUCUCGAGGUUUUACUCAUUUAAUGUUAGCAUUCGUGUAGGUUUUUAGGUCAUGUCCAACACGGCUUAUUGUGAGCUGGAAUUUGCCAUGAGCCAGGCUUAAAUGUGAACUUCAGUUAAUUGUCAUUGAUAAAUACUGCCCAAUUUUUGUAGCUUAAUUUUUGCAAAAGCUGAGGCACUGGCUGAGAGGAGAGUGGACAGGGCAAGUGGGACAAAAACCUUUGGACCGGGUCUCCAGGUUCAUCCCAAAUGCUGCACUAUCUGCCUGCCAGAAGAGAAAGCUGGGUAGAAAUGCUGCUCUGUUGGGUGACAGGUCUUCUCCCUCUGGGGUGGGAGAUGGAUAAUUCACGAGUACAGAGCAAUGCCGUGCUUCCCUGGAUGGCUGAGCACCCAGCAGUGCUGCCUCUCCACUGUGGAGGUUUCAAGCCUGGUGACGAAGCCCAUGGGGAGAGAGGUGAUUCAUUUGUCCUGUGCGUGCGCCUGAGUCGGCAGCCCUGCCUGCAAGUCCCACGAGUCCCAGCCGUGCUUCCACCUGCAGCGUUUCCAGGUCAGGAGCGACAGGCAGGGUUCAGGUGCUGGGGUGCUGGCAGUGGGGUGAGUGGGAGCAGACACAGCUCAGCUCCUUUGGCUGCCUGGGAGCUGCUUCUGCAGCACCUGGGCUCCCAGGGAGUUUCUUUUAUAAUGGCGUGAGCUUCUUGCUGAAAGAGCUUGUCCUUGAUAGCCCUGAACUUCCAGUAGAUGCUGGUGGGCUCUGUCAUCUGCUGCUGGUUCCCAGCUGCCAGCUCAUCUCGCUGCCUUACUUGCAGAGUUCUGCUCCUUUGUAGCAGUGGGGUAGGACACCUUUGGGGUUGCCAGUCAUCACACUGGGAAGUAUAAAUACCAGCUAACUCGUUUUGUCCCCUUGUUGCAAGAUAAAACAACAGAAAGAGUUGUGGAGGCUGUAUCAGCUGCUCCAGUGUUUAACUAGUUUCUGUGCUGCUGAGUAAUCCUGUUAACGCCCCAAAGGUACUGUUUUUUUCCUGCUCCAGCUAUUAGCUGUGGCUGCUGGACUGUAGGACUUGCUUGUUCUUUAAUCCCAGAUGAAAAGGUCAGUUUCCUCCUCUCUUGUUUUUCUUUGUUGUUUUGCUGGGCACUGGAACAUCAUGCAGUAAUUCAGGAAUUAGACAAUUUCCUUAAGCUACGUAAUUAAAAGAUGUUGCAUCUAGGUCUCCAAAUUAUUUGAUUAAUAAUUCUAUUAAAGUCAUAGCUAACACAGUAAGAAGCUUUAGAAGCUUCUCCAGUAAGACGUUUGAUACAUUGCAUGCAUCACAUUAAAAUGGUUAAGUAACGAAUUUUUGUGCUAGACUUGUAAUUUCAUUGUCUGUCUGAGAAGACCGUUUUUGUUACAGAUGGUGGGACAGGGAGCGGGGGUGGUUUGAUUCAGUCUGUUCAGUUUGGGUUUUGGGAGGGGGCGGUGAACCCACUACAUCAGUAUCUGUCCUGUCCCUAGGAUGGAGCGUUUUAAGGGAUUAAGUGGUUUUGUUCUGGUUCUUUGCAUAGAUGUUGGAUUCUCUCUCUUGAGACUUAUCCUGCUGCUGUUAAAAUGAAUUAUGAUAUUAUUUUUUUUUAGUGUUAAGAAUUGGAAAGUCCCAGCUGUCUGUGGGCUGCCUGUAGACAGAGACGUUGCUGCAGGGGCUGGGGGGUGCUCUUCGAUCUUGCGAGGCUUGCUGCCUCUCAUGGAAAUGUUCUACAUUCUCAGUUUUAGGCUAUUUUAACUCUCAGCUGUGCUGCAGCAUAACCAGUUUGUGCAUGGGACUCCACUUACUGCUUAUUUGUCCUCUGCUCAUUGUGUGUGAGGAGGAAAUCCUUGUGCCAUGCAGUAAUCCCCUCUUGUGUGCUCUGAGCAAGCCUGUCCGGGGAGGGCUCCGCUGCUCUGGCAACACUAGCUGCAGGACACGAAGCAGCAGCUCCUUUGCUGUUUGAACACGUUGGGCAGAGGAGCAGUGACACUGCCAGUGUCCUUCCAGCUGAGCUGUGCAGGGGUCCUGCAGCCAGCGCCUGUCCAGGGGCCAGCGGUGCCCGCGGUGGGGCCAGGGAUGUGCCGGGGGAUGGCAGAUGGCUGCUCCGGGGGUGGGACCCCCAUCCCACUCUGCCACUCGGCACUUGCGGCCUUGUGUUUCCACUGCAGAGUCAUUUUAAGCCAUCCAGCUUAUUAUGGCUCUUGUCUAAAUCUUAUUUAAAGCUUGUUCUUCCAGGAUAUAUUUCAGCUGUGGGUAUCUGAGAAAUACCAGCUUCGUGUUAGAGUACUUCUAGCAGUGGAAGGCCUUGAAAUCAGAGCUUUGUAUCAGCCCAGCUCAAGCCAAGAUUCAGUGAAUUUGCAGAGUCCUCGACCUUUCGACCAUCCAGCCUUCUCCAAGGUGAUGACUCCUGUCUCCUGAGACGUUGGAAAACCUAGUUUGGAAGAAGAGUAAAGAUACAGUUGAUGCUGAACUACAGCCAAGGAUGAAGCGGCGAGCAUCAGACAGAGGAGCUGGGGAAACAUCCACUAAAGCAAAAGCUCUUUGUACAGGGAUUUCUGGAAAUAAUGCCAAGAGAGCGGGCCCUUUUAUACUAGGUCCACGUUUAGGUAACUCUCCCGUGCCAAGUAUUGUUCAGUGUUUGGCAAGAAAGGAUGGGACAGAUGACUUCUAUCAGCUAAAGAUUCUCACCUUAGAAGAAAGGGGUGAUAAAGGAAUAGAAACCCAGGAGGAGCGACAGGGCAAGAUGCUGCUGCACACAGAAUAUUCUCUCCUUUCCCUGCUCCACAACCAGGAAGGAGUGGUUCAUCAUCAUGGGCUCUUUCAGGACCGAGCUUGUGAAAUUAUAGAAGAUCUAGAAGCCAACAGAAUGGUCAGAAAAAUGAAGAAGCGUAUUUGUCUUGUAUUAGACUGUCUCUGUGCUCAUGACUUCAGUGACAAAACAGCAGAUCUGAUCAAUCUGCAGCAUUAUGUCAUUAAAGAGAAGAGACUCAGCGAGCGGGAGACGGUAGUGAUAUUUUAUGAUGUGGUACGAGUGGUGGAAGCAUUACAUAAGAAAAAUAUUGUGCACAGAGACUUGAAACUAGGAAACAUGGUGCUAAACAAAAGAACCCAUCGAAUAACCAUAACAAACUUCUGUCUCGGAAAGCACCUGGUGAGUGAAGAUGACCUGCUGAAGGACCAGCGAGGGAGCCCUGCCUACAUCAGCCCAGAUGUGCUCAGUGGACGGCCGUACCGUGGAAAACCCAGUGACAUGUGGGCGUUGGGUGUGGUGCUCUUCACCAUGCUCUAUGGCCAGUUCCCCUUCUACGACAGCAUACCUCAGGAGCUUUUCCGCAAAAUCAAGGCUGCCGAGUACACCAUCCCUGAGGAUGGACGGGUCUCAGAAAACACUGUGUGCUUGAUCCGAAAACUGCUGGUCUUGGAUCCGCAGCAGCGUCUGACAGCUUCUGAAGUGCUGGAUUCUCUCAGCUCCAUCAUAGCAUCAUGGCAGUCUAUGUCCUCGCUGAGUGGCCCUUUGCAAGUGGUGCCAGACAUCGAUGACCAAGUGGCUAACCCUGAAAACCCCCAAGAGGUGAAGGUGACGGAGGAGUGCUCGCAGUACGAGUUCGAGAACUACAUGAGGCAGCAGCUGCUCUUGGCUGAGGAGAAAAACACUUUGCAUGAGGCCAAGAGCUUCCUACAGAAGCGGCAGUUUGGGAACAUCCCCCCGGUGCGACGCCUGGGCCAUGACGCCCAGCCCAUGAACCCUUUGGACGCAGCUAUCCUGGCCCAGAGGUACCUUCGGAAGUAGCUUCCCACACAUCCGAGAGCACAAGCACCAUCCUGCAGUCUGCCUUUCACGUCGCCUACUACAGCUCAACAGCAAUACCGGUGUCCCGUGAUGGAGAAUAAUGUAGCAAUUCUUCUGAGCUCUGUUCGGGGACACGCACUCACACUCGCUCUGGAGGGAGACUUUUGAAAAAGCUAGUUUUGGAAGCAGCAACCUCUUGGCAUCUUCUGGAAUCUGUUUUUUUUAAAUUGAAGCCUAGAUGACUAAUCUGCUUUUAAUCAUGACUGUAAUCUACCUCUCUUGUCUUUUUAACCAUGCUGUUCUCUGGAUCGAGCAAAGCCUGUGGGAAAGGAGAAGACUACCAAGGGUGAAGCUGGUUUUGCUGGCACAAGAGUUGCGGCUGUGCAGUACGGAGAGUCGGCUGAUUGCAUUCGCUCCAUAUGGUUUGAAUAAGCUUAGAUUUAUCAGGGUUUCUCGAAAGGAAGAAUUUCUUGAAACCUCCCACUUCCCUUCAUCUGCAUCAAUUUUUUUUUUUUGUCCUUAACGUGCCGCCUGGUUUGGCUGUGUUGGCUAACCCUCAGUGGCCGUGUGUGGGCUGCAGUGUGCCAAGGCCUUUGUGAGCGGCACAAACAGCCGCCCAGUUACCUGGUGUGACCGGGGGCUGCCUGGAGAGCCCGGCCACUGCCUCAGGCAAGAGUUGUCCUUGCAGGCGAUCGCUGCAAAGGUUGGAUCUUGUCAAAGAUUUUGCAGGACUCGGCCCGGUGUGGCCUCUGACCUCUUACCCACCUUUCACUGAUUCUUUUAGUUUCAUAAGGAUAUAUGAUUUAAUCUUAUUUUUUCAGUAGCUUAUCUAAGGUGCAGUUAAAAUUGCAUUAAUUCUGAUUUAGCAUUUUCACACUUCAGUUGUGGUACAGAUAUAAUAUAUGAGUUAUAAUGUGAAAAAGCUUCCCAAAAUAAUCUGCCUAGAUUUAGGAAGGGGCUGGCUGAAGUCUCUACUGUAUUUGUUCCCUAGCUUAUCUUGCCAUCCCAGCCUCGCCAUGCAAACCUGGGGCUGCCUCUGCCACCCCUGCGUGGUGCUGAGGUGGGAGAAGGAUGUCCCGGUUUGUCACCUAAUGCCACUGGAAGAGUGUUUGCCUGUGCUGAGAACAGGAACGAUUGUUUCUGAGCCUCAUUUUGUGAACUGGAUGCCUGUCUUGCCAGAUGAACUGUUCUCACACAGAAGUCCCAGGGCUCACAGGACCCCAGCCAGGGCUCUUGCUCCAGGCACCAGCACUCCGGCUGCCACCUUUGCCUGCUCCUGGCUGCUCCCAGCCCCGUGGCAGCUCCAGCAUCACCCUCUCCUGCCAGCCUUGGGCUGGACACAAGGAAAGGUGUGAGCAGGGAUGGGAAAAGCUGCUGUGGCUUUGGCUGUGGGGGCUGGCCCUGCUUUUUGGGGCCAGCUCUACCCCCCCGCAGUGAUUGUGGGCAGGGAGCAAGUAGCUGAUCUAUUUGUAGCAUGUUGUUGCCUUCUCUUGCCUUGGGCUGGGGAAGCAGACUGAGUCUAGCCUGGGCCAACCUACGGGCAUCUUUGUGGGGACAUAGGGAUUGACCUGAAACUCCUUGGCAGCGUCGGGCAUUACAUCCUGCCUGCGAACUCGCCGAAGCCGUGCGGCUUGGCAGCGGGCAGGCAGGGAAUUGUGAACACUAAUACAGACUAGAACAGUUGCACCAACCCCAGCCAGCUGAGCCAGUAGCCUGAAGUCUUAGCCUUAUUUAUUUUAAAGAUGGUGGGUCUGUCCCAGUACACCCCCCUGUGUGCCCAUCACCCCCCUGUGCCACCAGCAACAGAGUAGGGACCCCCAGCCCCUGAGCACCCGUGGGGUUUGGACCUUCCAGCUGGGCUCUGCUCUCUCCCUCUGGUUUUCUCCUGUCUUGUUCUCCUGAUUUUUUUUUUUUUUUUUUUACACACACACACACACACCCUUCCCCCCCCAAAGUUGAAGCAAUAUUCUGGGGACUCUGCAAGGCUAUAUCAUACCCAGUAUUCCUGUGCACCAGUCAUCGCCAGUAAAUCAUACUUGUAUUAAACUGGAAGAGGGGGUGGCAUGGGGAGGGCAGAAGGGGCUGGGGGUGCGGACAGAGGGGCCGUGCUGCGGGAAGGAGCCUAUUGUAAGGAGAGAAGAAAAAAAAAAAAAAAAAAAGAAAAAAAAAAAAGGAAAAAAAUUUGUAUAAAGACAUUAUUUUUGUACUACAUCGAAACUACUCCUGCAUGUCGGCAAUAAAACUUCAUACCGA